Corapipo altera (White-ruffed manakin) is the source of this 3524-nucleotide messenger RNA. It is a transcript of the gene FAM193B, whose product is annotated as family with sequence similarity 193 member B. The record is from RefSeq and is a predicted model, not a curated record. Gene Ontology annotation, cellular component: cytoplasm; nucleus. Lineage: Eukaryota; Metazoa; Chordata; Aves; Passeriformes; Pipridae.
AUGGCGCGUCCCGUGGCUCUGCCGCCGCCCGGCUCCCCGCGCCCGCCGCUCGCCGACGGGGCGGGUCGGUACCGGGCACCGCCCGUGGGGGAGGAUCGGAGCGGUGUCCGCCCAGUGCCGGCACCGGGACGAGCCCGUCCGCGCCUCGACGGACCGGUUCUCUGUGAUGGGAAGGGACCCGGGGGACCCGCUGCCGCCGCUCCCCCCGUCCGCCAGGGGGCGCAGCGCUGCCCUCUCGCAAGAUGGCGGCGGCGGCUUCACCUCACCGAGCGCUUCCCCCCUCCCUCCUUCCCGCGGGCAGGGGCCGGACGGGCCGCGCCGCCAUAUUGGCUGUUGUCCUGGCUGCGGCGGCUCGCCAUGACUCGCCGGCGGAACAAGGCGGCAACGGCGGCAACGGCGGCGGCGGCAGCAGCGGCAGGUGGCUCCGGGCCUCGCCGCGACAGGGUGGCGGGUCCCGACGUCGGGCCUCCCCCGCCGCCACCGCCACCGGAACCGCCCGCCCCGCCUGAGGUGACGGCGGCGGCGAGCAGCGGCGGGGAGCCGGGCAGAGGCAGCGCGCAGGUGCUGCCCACCACUAACCAGUCCGUGCAGACGUGCUGCCUGCUCUGCCACCGGGAGCGCAAGGACUGGGGAGGGCCAUCCCACAAUGGGCUGGUUUCCCCGGGCGAGAGGCUGCCACCGGACUUCGUGCCAACGCUCGUGCAGAACCUCCUGGGAGAAAUGCCACUGUGGAUCUGCCAGAGCUGCCGGAAGAGUGUGGAGGAGGAAGAGCGACGGGCGGUGCAGGAGCAGGCCCUGGCGGUCUCGUUAUCCCACACAUCCUGCAAGUCACAGUCUUGUGGGGGUGGGUCACACUCCUCUUCCUCCUCCUCCUCCUCUUCUUCUUCCUCGUGCCAUGGGAACUCAGGGGACUGGGACCCCAGCUCGUUCUUGUCUGCUCACAAGCUCUCGGGCCUCUGGAACUCGCAGCACACCAAUGGGGCCACCCAGGGCAGCCCCCUCGGGGCCCCACCAGCUACACUAGGUGACAAGCACCCCGGCCUCGCUCUGUCUGCAGAGUGUGCCAGCCAGGUGCCGGCUGUGGCGCCGGGGCUCAAGGCCUGUCCCUACAGCCACGCGGCCUCCACCACCUCCAGCAGUGCCGCCCCGGGCUCGCCUCUGCCUACCUCACUUGACUUCUGCAAGACGCUGCCGAAGCAGUUCAAAAGCUUGUGCCGGAGGGCCACCCCACCAGGUGAGGCCUUCCACUCCUCAGAGCAUCAUCAGCACUCCGACCUCACUGCUCCUCCCAACAGUCCCACCGGCCUCCCCUCCCAGCCACCGGUGCUGAUCCCCUCCAAGCAGACACCUCCGCACCCGGGGCCCUUCGGCUCCCCGCCGCAUGUCCCGCUGGGCUCCUCCUCGCAGGCCACGCUCUUCCCUGCUCCCAGCGCCCAGGCUGCAGCCCCGAAGCCGGUGUCCGAGUCCCCUCCGGCCGGCGCAGCCUCUCACAGCCCAGGGCCAUGCAAGAGCCCCCACCUGCCCCCUGCCAACGUGCCACUGCUGAAGAUGCCGCCCCCGCUGUCGGGCUGCACCCAUCCCUGCAACGGGCACUGCAGCACUUCACUCAUCCCUCCUCCCGCCUCCCACCAGCUGCCCAGCACCAACAGGGACCCCUCUUGCAAAGGGCACAAAUUCCCAAACGGUACCAGCUGCCACCUGCCACAGCCCUGCGAGGCAGAUGAGGGGCUUGGGGAGGAUGAGGACAGCAGCUCGGAGCGCAGUUCCUGCACCUCCUCCUCCACCAACCAGAAAGAUGGGAAGUUCUGCGACUGCUGCUACUGUGAGUUCUUCGGCCACAACGCGCCCCCGGCCGCUCCCACGAGCCGCAACUACGCCGAGAUCCGGGAGAAGCUGCGCUCGCGCCUCACCAAGAGGAAAGAGGAGCUGCCACAGAAACUGGGGCACAACAGCAGCUCGGGGGAGCCCGCUGUGGACCACCGCAAUGUGGAUGAGCUGCUGGACUACAUCAACAGCACGGAGCCUAAGCCCUUGAACAGUGCCAAGGCGGCCAAGCGGGCACGGCACAAGCAGAAGAAGAAGGAGAAGGAGAAAGCCCAGCUGGAGGCAGAGGCCCAGAAGCGGGCAGAACGUGCCCCUGCAGCCAGCCAGGCCAGAGAGCAGGCUGAGGAGAAGCUGCUGGAGUGGCCAGAGCUGGAGCUGGAGCGGGUGAACAGCUUCCUCAGCAGCCGGCUGCAGGAGAUCAAGAACACCAUCAAGGACUCCAUCCGGGCCAGUUUCAGUGUCUACGACCUCAAUCUGGAUGUCAAUGACUUCCCCAAGAAGGCAGCUGUCCUGGAGCAGAAAAACCUGCUCUCCAACCUCAAUGGCUCCUCUGACCUGCAGGACAUAGACCUGGCGCUGGCCCCGCUCAGCCUGGGCCCUGCCAAGAGCCACGGGCUCCUGCGGGGUGAGCUGGGCCCCCGAUGGGGCGAGGGGCCUGGGGAGCCCCCGCCGGCACCACCGGCCGAGAACGGUGUGGUGAAGCGGCUCAGCGCCGUGCCCAGCCUGUCCCGCAUGAUCUGGGUGCAGUCCAAGGCUGCGGACUCUGCCACGGAGGGCAGUGGGCUGAGCCCAGAGCCUAGGGAGGGACCACAGCCCAAGGGGCCGGAGCCACCAGAGCCGGUGCCCGCAGGGAGCCGGCAGCGCAAGAACAAGCGGCAGAAUGGGCAGACAAAGAAAGGGGAGGGCGGCAGCGGCCAGGCCCGGCUGGAGAGCCCUGGGGUGAAGGGGCAGGUGCUGGGAACCAAGCCCCCUUCCAAGGGCAGCGUCCCGGAGCCACAGCGGGCAGGUGGCUGUGCCGAGCCCGGGGAGGGCAGCAAGGGGCAGCCCUGGGGCUGCGGCAGCGCCAGGGCCGAGAAAGAGAGACCCAGCGAGUGGAAGGGCCGGAGGGGAGAGGGCAAAGCAGAGCUGCCGGAGCCGGCACAGCCUCAACCACCUACCCUGGCUGCCCCUCCCACCCUGGGGGGCUCCCCUCAGCCCAAGGGCAAGAGCAGGAAGAGCCGGAACAAGGUGGAGAAACCCUGUACCUCGAUUGAUGAUGUAUUCCUGCCCAAGGACCUGGAUGGGGCAGAGAUGGACGAGACUGACAGAGAAGUGGAGUAUUUCAAGAGGUUCUGCCUGGACUCCGCCAAGCAGACACGGCAGAAGGUGGCUGUGAACUGGACCAACUUCACCCUGAAGAAAACCACUUCCAGUGCAGCCCAGUGAGGUGCGGGGGGGCCGACCCUCCCACCCACGGCCACUCGCCUCUCCUCACUGUGCCCCCCGCCUCACCUCGGUGGAGUCCCCUCCUCCGCGGGGGGCCCCGGUGCUCUCCUGUCCCGCGGGGCCCUCCGGGGCUCCCUCCAUCCUCCUGCCCCAUCCCCGCGGGGUGACCCCGGCCGUCCCGUCCCCCUCUCUGCGGGCACGCGGCUACCCCGUGCCGCGGGGAAGGACCGUGCUGGACCCAAUAAAGAACUUUUUAAUUUUUUAUUUUAUUUAAA